AUGUUGACUAAUAUUCAGCAAUCUAUGCUGCCUGAUGAUACUAGGCAUACAAAGGCAAUAAGCUCAAGGGACGAAAGUGUGAUUAGUUUAAUGAAUCGUUUUCUGAAAGUUGGUAUAGUCGAAUUCAGACCAUUUACAAUAAUUCAUGAGCUGCAUGGAAGCUGGAUUUAUUCUGGAUUGGAAGUGACAUUUGUUCGGACGAUUGCUGAACGGUUAAACAUUACGGUUCAGUUUUACCAGCCACCUGGUGGUGAAAAGUGGGGAAAGCUGGCAGAAGACAACUGCACCGGGUUGAUGCGAAUGAUCCAGUCGCAUGAGGUAGAUUUUGGUAUAGGAUCUGUUGAUCGCUCGCUGUUGCGGAAUACGAUACUACAGGCUGGUGUUGCUCUUGUGAAUGAUGUAGUAGUAUUUGCGGUUCCAUCUGGCUCUAUGGUUCCGUCGCUGAAGAGGUUGAUGAGACCAUUUUCUACGCGUGCAUGGAUUGUGAUUGUUUUAGUAGCAUUUCUAAUGUCUUUGAUCAUGGGACUCCAUGUCAUUGUGCUUCCGAAUCGAGUGAAGUUAAACAGAAUAAAAGGACCUGCCCUGGAUGUUUGGCAAUUAUUAUUGGGGGGAGUGCUUUCCAGUACACCAAAAUCAAAUUUUCGCAGAUUAAUAGUGACUGGAUGGAUCUUUGCAACGAUGAUUCUAAGGACCUGCUAUCAAGCAGUUUAUUUCCAGCAUCUUCGCAGUGGUGCUGAUUUCAAACCUUUAUUGUCACUGGAAGAUAUUGAUGACGCUGGCUUGCAUUAUUAUAUGUAUGAUAUCUUAAGAAGACUAUUUGGGUGCUGUCCGCAUAUUUUGGAAAUGUCUAGGACUAUCCCGGAAUCGACCAAUGGACAUGAAGUACUGGCUCAAAUAGCGGAUAAUAAACUAAAAGCAGUAGUUCCGUUGCCCUAUUUAUACAUUUCCUACUACAGCAAUCAUAGACAAGGAAAGGACCCAGUCUAUAUGAGCAAAUACGUGAUUCAGAGUUAUGGCGUUGGCAUUUAUUAUCCGAAGAAUUCAACUCUACCGUCGAUUUUUAAUGCGACCAUUUUACAAAUUCAUGCAGCAGGGCUGAGUCAGUUGUGGAGUAAACAAUACGGAGAUUUUAAUUACUUUCACGAUGUACAGCAUAAAGCUUUGGGUAUUCAAGCUCUAUUUGGAGCAUUUAAAAUUUAUUUACUGCUAUGCGGAUGUUCGAUUAUUGUUUUUGCUAUGGAGAAGUUUUUCAGCUGUAGAUAAUUCAUUCGAUGUUUUAGGGAUGCAGUGUGUAUAGUUUUUCGUUUAGAUAAGCUUGAAUGGAGUCCAACUCAGCUUUCUACCAUUUGACUUUACAAUAGGCUAGUUCGACUGUCAAGUUCAAAAAUGUCAAGUUCAUACGAAUUUAUAUAAUA
Molecule: messenger RNA, 1415 nt
Organism: Wyeomyia smithii (pitcher-plant mosquito)
Lineage: Eukaryota; Metazoa; Arthropoda; Insecta; Diptera; Culicidae
Exons: 2
Coding region: 1-1263 (420 amino acids)
Cellular component (GO): membrane
Molecular function (GO): glutamate-gated receptor activity
Source: RefSeq, a predicted model, not a curated record